Molecule: messenger RNA, 312 nt
Organism: Macrosiphum euphorbiae (potato aphid)
Lineage: Eukaryota; Metazoa; Arthropoda; Insecta; Hemiptera; Aphididae
Source: the annotation of a GenBank genome assembly
AUGCCAAAGUUUAAUAAAAGAACGUUAGCAAUGAUGGCAAUUAUUUUGGACGAGGAAGAAGAGAAUUGUCACCAAAAACGUAGAACAACAUUUGUUCGAGAAAUGUUAAUUAAAAGAAAUCAAUUUGGGGAAUAUCAUACAUUGUUCAAUGAUUUACAAGAUGAUGAAACUUCAUUUUACAAAUAUUUUAGAAUGUCACAACAUCAAUUUUAUGUUCUGUUAUCUAAACUCGAUUUUCAAAUCACAAAACAAAAUACAACAUUUCGAGAAGCUAUAAGUGCUAAGGAAAAGUUAAUGGGGUGCUUACGGUAA